Wyeomyia smithii (pitcher-plant mosquito) is the source of this 6828-nucleotide messenger RNA. RefSeq names its product protein spitz-like. The record is from RefSeq and is a predicted model, not a curated record. Gene Ontology annotation, molecular function: epidermal growth factor receptor binding; receptor ligand activity. Bases 366 to 1115 code for a protein of 249 amino acids. The transcript has 3 exons. Lineage: Eukaryota; Metazoa; Arthropoda; Insecta; Diptera; Culicidae. Gene Ontology annotation, biological process: epidermal growth factor receptor signaling pathway.
GCUGGGAGAAAGACUCCCCCUAAGGUACAAAUUAAAAAAAAAACCGAAGAUUCCGAACCAAGCGAAAAAGAGAGAGAAAAAAAAUUUAAAGUGAAAAGUUUUGCGCCGAAAGGCACGACGACGCAGAGAAGAACAGUGUUGUGCAGUGCUGUGCGGUGUUGAUAUUGUUGUUGUUGAUGUUAUUAGUUUUUCUUCUUCUUACUUUUCGCCACACACUCUCGAAGCAGACGAAUAAGAAGAGUGAAAAACUAAAAGAAGACAGACUAAACGAAUAAGAAGAAGACGAAGAAGUAAUAAUAGUAAAAAAAAAACGGAGAAGACGAAGAAGACGCCAAAAGCCAACCUCAAACCUUCAUUCAUAAGCAAUGAAUAGAAAUAUAGUAAAAUUCUAUGCAAUACUAUUCAUCAUGCUGUCAUCAGUUGUGUUAAUCACAGACUGCUGUUCAAGCAGAUCCAUGCCAAAAUCACGCCCUCGGCCCGUAUCGCACUUCCGUGGUGUGAUAACGACAUCGUCGGCGAAGAUCACCACCACCAAUGGCAAUGGCGAUUCGACCACGUUCACCCUGAUAACGACCAAAACGACAUCGACGACGGUCAGCGAGUCCCAGUCGGAGACGACCUCGACGGUGACGGACCCGCGCAGCGGUCCCGGACCCGGUCCUGGAGGCGGCGGUGGUGGCACUAGAACCGGCUCCGCCACCACCACUACCACAACCAACUCCGGUAACGCCCACAACAACAACAAGGACCAGCUGAUGCGAAUGGGUAAGUGCUCGCUACUGUUCGAGGAAAACUACUGCCUGAAUGGUGGCAAGUGCUACAACUUUACGAUUGCCAACUCGACGAUGCCCACGUGCGAAUGUGCGGACGGAUUCAUGGGUGAACGGUGCGAGUCAAAGUACUUGGAUGGGACUUACCUAAGCAUGCGUAAGUCCAAGAUACACAUCGAAACGGCCAGCAUCUACUAUGGGGCGUUUUUGGCACUGAUAAUGGUGCUUAUUUUGCUAUAUUGUCUGCAUUACAACCAGUCCGCGGCUGCGGCCGCUUCGUCCUCCGUCGGGGCGGGAAGCAGCACCACCAAGCUGCUGCGGAAGAGCAAAAAGGUGGUGAGUUAGCAAGCUUCCUUCCGAUCAUAACUAAACCCACAGAAACCCUUAAAAAAGAAGUACACCGCGCCAGGUCGUAUUUCGUUUCGUUGUUUUGUUCAUGUUGGAUUUAGGGUAGCAGUUUAAGGGAUCGGUUCCGAUCCGAAGACGACGAUAAAUUAUGGACGAUUUGAGACACAUUAUUACACGUUUUUGGCAAUGUUAUGCCCGAUUAUUAUGUAGCCUCCAACGAGGUUUCGGCGCUAAAUUGCAACAAGUUAGAUAACGUGAGAGAAAAAAAAAACAUUGCGCGGUCGGUCAUUCGAGUUUCCAACGUUCCGAAUUGACUGUAUUGUUGUUCUUGUUGUCGUUGCAUGCAGGUUAUGCAUGGGUAUGAAACCGAAGUAAGAUGGGAUCGCUGGAAACUCGGAUGCCGUCAGCAGAGCCACCACCACAAAAAAACCAAGAAAAGAGUGGCUUGUUUGCGCUGGAAUAGCAAACAAAACUCGCGCACACAUUGGACACAUAGAUAAGAAAGAUAGAGAGAGAGAGAGAAAGAGAUAAAAACGCUCGAAUUAGUAAGACAAUGACAGAAGAAAAAUGCAUUAAUUUAUUGCUUAUCCUUUAUAUUUUCUUCCUUUAGAAAUAUUUCCCAAAAUGUAUAAAGUAGUUGUUCUAAGCAAUAGCGCAUAGUGUAGGAGGGAAAACAAUCACAAGGAGGUUGAUAGAGUUAAGAGAUAAAAAGUGUAGGUAGUUGUUAACACGUAAGUAAGAACAAACAUCUACGCCUUUACAACGAAAACAAGAGACAGAGAGAAAAAGGGAUAAUAAUACAAAGAACAAACAAAACACAAAGCAAUAAUAGUAACAGUAACAAAAGCUAACAAACAAUAGAACAAAACAAACGAGUCAAACCGUAAGUGAAUUUCAAACAUUUCAACAAAUAGACAGGUUUAUUUUCCUUUUUGUUGGUUUUAUCAGUCACAUACCCUCCCAUACAAACAGAAAAACACACCCAUAUUUGCCCCCCAAGCACUAACGAACUAAACGAGAGCCAAAGAGUACGUUUUAGUACUUUUAGAAUUUGUAAGAGCAGCAGUAAACAGCUUAAGGAUUAGUUUUUUUUUGUUCUGUUUAAUUAUUAUUAUUUUCUUGUUUACGCAAAGCCAGAUAUUAUAUGCAUACUUAAUUACUACUAGGUAAUCUCACAAGGCGAGAGCGCGCGCGCUCGCAAGUGUCUAGCAAGAAUUAAACAAACAAAAAACGUAAGGUCGUAAUCUAAUUGAAUGAAUAAAGUUAUCCAUCGGAAGAGGGAAACUCUGUCCGCUGAUUAGUUCUUACUAGCAGUGGUGAGAGAGAGAGAGGAAGGAGGGAGUAGAGGGACCUUGCGAUUUGAGGGGCGAGUGGCGAUUGUUUAGCAAUUCGACUUUUGUGGGACUCAAUUUUAUUCUAAGUCUUGUCUUGCAAUCAGAGGGAAAUGAAAAUAACAAAACAGUCUGUCAGCUAAAUAGUAAUCAUAAGAAGCACAUUGGCCGCUGUAUGUUGAGAUAUGUAUGGAAUUUCGAUAAGCGACCAUUACAAUUCUCUUCGCCUAAUCGUGAUUUUUUUCCUUAAUUUUCUUCUUCAAAUUUUUCACUCGUGAAGUAUGAGGCCGUUUUGAAUGAGGCUAGGAACAAAAUUACAGAUUAUUAAAUGAAUUAAAAAACACUAAAUGACUUAGUAAUUUUCUAUCAAAACUAUAAAAUGUCGAUUUUUUUCUCUUUUCUAUGAUAUAAGUUAAUCCUUCAUUUUUUAUCAUCAAAAGAGAAUGAAGUAUAUAAAAGUCUGGUCUCGUUUUACAGUUUUGGAAUUUUUUAACAAUUAUGCGAUUGAAUUUUGUAAAAAUGGGUAUAAAUUUGAAGUUUAUAAAAGUUCUUUUCAAAUGCCUUUCAUAUAAUUUUAACCAAAAUUUUAAAAGAUUUUUAAAACUGAACUGACGCACGUUUCUAGUAAUGCGCCGGUUGAAAGACUAACUAGCAAGACGUACAAGCUUUACAGUCGAGUUUUGUAUACUUGUCAAAUUCAUUGAAUUUUUUUAUGUUACAAACGAAAAAAAGAGGGAUUACUAUCUCCGAUAUUUUUCGGUGAUUUGUCUGCUAACGCAGCUUCUUUACUUCUAUGCCGCAAAGAAGUAAUCUGAGUCCACUUUUUUCUCACUCUUGAAUAACGAUGUUGCUGCUCUAUAAUCGCGAGGUACAGAGGAUGUGAAAAUCUUCAUCAUUAUAGCCUGUUUGGAACUACAAAAGAGGUUUGUUGCCAUACUACGAAGAGGUAAUCUCAAGAGCCUACAAGCAGUUGAAACUCAUCUUCGGAAAUGCCGAUGGAUUUCACGAUCCGAUCGAUUGAUGUCCGUUCAACACGACUUCAACUGACCGCAUAGAAGCUGUCCAGAAAAAAAAAUGUGCGUGGGCCAAAGAUGUGAAUUAUCACUCACGCUCAUUUUUUUUGAAACUGUCAUACAAAGUUUGGCAGAAAUGUGCUUUUUGAAUGAGCUAUCGGCUUGCAGAAAUAAUGAGUGUUAGUGAUAAUUUACAUCCUUGCGUGUGGCACUAAGAUAUCUUCCCUGGUACUCCCUAUGAAGACCGCUGCACAAGUAACCUUGUUGCAAAGGUCUUGACAAAUCUAAUUGAUUUACCUACUAUUAGCGCGGCAUUAAACUUCUUCACUCCGGAAAGGAAUCUGCGUCAACCAAACAGUAAAAAUAGUAAGGACAUAGCCUCUGUAUAUUGGGAUACCCAUUGAAUGUCGCUCAGAAUUCUCAAAUUUUUAUAAUUUUUAAACUUUACCUUUUUUCAUGAUUCCUUUCUUUAGAAGUGGUAGUAGCCAUUUUUAUUUCAAUUUUGAUAAUUUCAUCGUGUUCCUUGGAAAAUUUCACAUAAGAAACAACUAUAUAACAUUUUUACGAAAAAGUUGUAAAUUUCGUAAUUAUUUUAUUUUAUAAUUUAUAGACGUAAGACACCCGAAAAAUAGUGAUAGGUGAAUUUUGAGGAAAAUAAACCAAGGAAUCCAGAAAAAAUAUUGUUUUUGCCCGGAAGUGUAGUGAAAAUUUACAUUUUUCGGCCAAUGCAGCUAAUUUUAUUUUAAAUUUGAUGAUUUCAUCGUGUUUCUCAGAAAAUUUUACGUAAGAAGCACUCACCACUCCGUGGUAAUAUGAGCCAAUCUUGAGAUAUAACAUUUUUACGAAAAAUUAAUUCCGAAAUUCAGAACUAUUUUUAGUAAAAAUGCUAUAUCUCGAGAUUGGCUCAUAUUACCACGGGGUGAUAAGUGUUUCUUACGUAAAAUUUUCCAAGAAAUACGAUGAAACCAUCAAAUUUGAAAUAAAAUUAGCUGCAUUUGCCAAAAAAUGCAAAUUUAGUUUUAAAAUACAAAAAUAAUCUGUCUGGCAACACUUCAGGUCAAAAAUAAUAUUUUUUCUGGAUUCCUUAGUUUAUUUUCUUAGAAAUUAACCUAUCACUAUUUUUCGGGUGUCUCACGUCUAUAAAUUGUGAAAAAAAUUAAUUACGAAGUUUACAACUUUUUUCGUAAAAUGUUAUAUCUCGAGAUUGGCUCAUAUUACUUCGGGAUGAUAGUUACUUCUUAUGAAAAAUUUUCCAAGGAACACGAUGAAAUUAGCAAAUUUAAAAUCAAAAUGGCUGCAUUUGCCGAAAAAUGUAAACUUAGUUUUCAAAUACAAAAAUAAUUUGUUUGGCAACACUUCCGGUCAAAACAUAUAUUUUUUCUGAAUUCCUUGGUUUAUUUUCUUCAAAAAUCAUCUAUCAGUAUUUUUCGGACAUUUUACGUCUAUGAAUUGUAAGAAUAAGAAAAAAGAAAUUUUGAACAAAAAAUGCGUGACUUUGCUAUAAACAGGGGGUCCCACAGAGCGGGGGGGUAUUCCAAUCGACACCAAAUUUGGGAUUUUUCCAAAGUUUGUGCUUUUUCGUGGUCACUUUGUAUGGAAUGACCCAUAUUGAGUGGUAUUCGGUCAUUUUAAUUGUUUUUUUUUUUCAGAAACCGGAAGUCGUUAUUUUUCACUUCAAAUGAGCGCCUGGAGUCAAUUUUCGACCUCUUGGCAUCAUUCUGGUUUCGGAAAUUCUUAUAUUGGGUGGUGUUCAGACACUUUAGACUGUUUUCCAUAUACAGUGCUUUGCUCGAUUUUUUGACGUUUUUUUUCGUUUUUAUGACGCUUUUCAAAAAAAAAAAUCUAAAUCAAGAUUCAUAUACUACCAGUUGUUGUUCACUUGAGCCUUGUGUCCUUAGGCAUAGCCAGAUUUAGGAGGGGCCAGGGUCUGUUCUCAGGGCAUGUGUAUAGUUUUAUGAGCUCAAUUCAAUUGCUCAUUUUCCUGGAUCCUGGAUUUGAUCAUCCUUCGCAUCGUUUCUAUGAUGUUUUGCUCGCUAAAAAUAGAGACAAAUAUAUGAAGCGCUCGAUAAUAUUUGCAGUCAAAACUGAAAAAUGAUCUUAUUACAAAAUUUAGGAUCUUAACAGAAGAUAAAAUAAACUCAAUUUUUCUACCCGGGACAUCAGCCUUGUCAAGCAACCGUUUAUACUAGUUGUUGGAAAAUGUUAAUCACAUAAACCAAGAUGUAUCAAGAAUGUUCAACUUCCAGAUAUUAUCGAGGAUCGCGUAGCGCUUGGAUGGAUCGUUCAUUAUUUAAUGAAUGGUCUUACAAUUGCUUCACACCUGCAGUCAGAUAAUUUUGGGGUAUAGCUUCAAAAGGCUUUGUUAUUGCUGGAUAAUAGAGUGGCAAUAAAAAUCGUUUUUUCAAAUAUAGUUUAGCGGUAGGGCUCAAAAGUUUCGUCUUCUCGAAAAAAAUCCCCAUGCAAAAUUUCAGCUCGAUCGGACUUCGGGAACACGUGCCUCAAAGUAGUCAAAGUUUCAACUUUUUGACCGAUGAAAAUAAUGUGCAGGUUCUUUUCUAUGCCAAAUGUCUAAGAAAUGCAUGAAACGUCGAGAUCUGGUGUUAACUCGAAAAAAAAAUUAAGCAAAAAAUCGAGUUUCUGGGACUUUAAAAAAAAGCUCAAAAUUUUUAAACUGGGAGACUUGAAACUAUGACCGCUUUGAGGCACGUGUUCCCGAUGUUCGAUCGAGUUGAAAUUUGGUAUGGGAACUCUAUUCGAGAAGGCGAAACUUCUGACCCUUACCGCUUAACGAAAUUCAAAAAUUGUUUUUUUAUAUAUAUGCUAUUGGCCCCAAGCUUCCAAGACCCAGAAAGUUGCUUUUAUAGAAAAAAAGUUUUUUCGAGGUAACACCAAAUAUCGACGUUAUGGCAUCUAAAAAAAAAAUCGAUUUCGGCAAUUUCAUGUGCUUUUUUCCAUCGAUAAUUUUCGUGAAACUUUGACCGCUUUGAGGCACGUGUUCCCGAUGUCCGUUCGACUGGGGACUUUUUCGAAAAGAUGAAACUUUUGAGCCCUACCGCUGAACGAUAUUCGAAAAAUCGAUUUUUAUUGGCACUCUAGUCUGCAUCGCUGUCGUUCCACCUCCACGGCAGUCUUCAGAGAGAACAGCGAACAAAUCUUCGUUACACAGACUCGAUUCAACUUGCUCCGUGCAGAUAGUAGGGACACUGAAGCGCAGUAUUCUAAGUUCGAGAUGUCGCUGAAGUUUUUGGUGAUACGCAGUAUAAAUCUCAAAUUCCCGCUAGCCUCGCCGAUGAUGACUCAUAUGUUGUUCGAACGUUAGCUCUGAGACGAGUAGUACUCCAAAAUCCUUGAUACAGUUUGUAGUUG